Messenger RNA from Purpureocillium takamizusanense, 2805 nucleotides. RefSeq lists its product as uncharacterized. The coding region runs from base 729 to 1877 and encodes 382 amino acids. The record is from RefSeq and is a predicted model, not a curated record. NCBI's taxonomy places the organism in Eukaryota, Fungi, Ascomycota, Sordariomycetes, Hypocreales, Ophiocordycipitaceae. The transcript has a single exon.
CGCCUCUCUUCCCCUUGCUUUGCCUCGGACACAUGGAUCGAAACUGUCGAGAAGCGGGCGGCGUGCUUUGACAAAGUUGGAACUGGGCUGUACUCUCCCUUGCAUUCCGCUGGUUUGCGACGGGGGGAGGGACCCUUCACCCCUUGCUUGCGGACCCUACUGCUCACGCGAAUCCACCCCUACCGGCCCCUCGCUCCUUCUAUAACGAAUACCCGGCGUCACCAACCGAGGGGCAGUCCAAUUCCUGGACGAGUCGACUGCGAGAGUCCGGCAGGGACAGCCGCGACUCAUCUGAGAAGCAAACUCCGCCUUGCUGGUACCCGCGUACUUGUAAAUUUAGCUCCGGCGGCUGCGUUUGUGCGAUAGGCACGUCUACUGCAUGGUUAGGCGACGACAGUGCGAAUCCGUUACGCUUCUCCUCUCGGUUUUCCGAGUGACCGGCCAAUUUGAAGAUACAGAUACCCGUUUGUACACGAAUGAAAGCCUCCCAACAACACCCGCCUUAUAUUGAGCUAGCUAGCUGUCCUCUCCGUUCCCCGGCAGCGUAUCCUGUCUUGUCAGAGAGAGACACCCUGCGCUCCUGAAUCACCACCCCGCCUGGCCCCGAACCCGGCCGGCUGCCGGGCGACACGACGCCAUCUACCACGCAAACAGGUAGCACAAGGGCCGGCAGCAACACCGGAGCACGGCUGGUAGGCUCAGAAGACGGAUUGCCCGCGCGCCGCACCAUGCUCGCCACAAUGAGCUACCAACCACGGGAGUACAGGGGGACAACUGCCAUGGCUGCGGCACCAGCGUUCAGGCCCGCUAGGCCCGCGCACCACAAGCCCAAGUCAAAGCCGUCGCAACCUCAACCCUUAGAUGCCGACGACCUCUCGCGGAGGCUUCGUAUUGUGCUCGCUGAGCAAAAGGCACACUCGGAGAGGAAGAGAAGGGCCAGAGUUGAAGCCGAGAGACGGACGCGGCACAAUUCAUCUCGAGUGACAGUUAAGGCAAAGCCGCCAAAUGUUCUUGUGCAACCAGCCAAGGCUACAGAGAGACACGAUGGAGACGAGCCGCACCAAAACAGGCUCCAUUCGACGGCUUCGAAGAACUCGUCUUCCUCGACCCAAAAGGAGGACCACGAAGGCCAUACCCAUGGCCAUCCGUACGUUCCCCAAGUGGCGGCGGCGCAAUUUACCCGGACGACGACGGUCGAGACCGUAUCGGAGAGGCAUAUCACCAACAAGCUGUCCAAAAAGGCCAUGAGGUUCCACCUUGACGGCCUUAACGCUAGCCGGGAGAUGGCGGGCAUCACAGCAGACACUGCCCCCUUUGAACAGGCACAGGCGCUUCGGAGGGCACAUAAUGCACGCGAGCGGCAGUACGAGCGCAACCAGUUCCAGCAUCCGGUACAUCUGGAGACAGCGGGCGAAGUCGAUGAGCUGCCGCCGCUUGUCCCGCAGCGGCGGACGUUUGAAACGCACUUCAGCUCUCACAAGGAGAGCACGGACAAGGAGGCCAGAAGGAGGAGCACAGGCAGCAUCCUAGGAAAGGCCGACCCCCAGCCGAGGGCUUCCUGCGAAAUACCUUCUCUGGCAGAGCACAGUGAUCCGAGGAAAGACGACGAUGUUGUUGGUGGGCCACUCGAGCAUCAGCGCGUUGACUGGACCCAGAGCGAUGAGGCGCAGAACCAGGCGAUACCUGUCAACAUGCCGCGCCAAUCUCCUCCGGCACUUCGAAAGCCAGAAUCCAAAUGGACGCUGCGAGGUCGCCUCGGAAGCUUCACCAAGCAUGGAAAGGAGGAUAAGACACCCUCUCCGCCCGACGAAAAGGUAGGGUCGCUGGAAUCGCCCAAAUCUCCGGUUGCAGAAUUCUUUGCGCGGUUCAAGCGUUAGGAAGAAUUUUGCCAACCAUGGGUUCGAGACCUCUUACCUUGUCUCCACGAGACCGGCUGCAUAAAAGCUCGAUAGAUUUGAAUUAAGAUGGCGCCUCCAAGGCUCCAGCUCCGCGACUCAGACAAACAUCCUCGCCCCGCAAGAUUCAACGGCGGCCCUUUUCCUCCUCCAUCAGCUGGCGUAUUAACUCUGCAUCUUGCUGGGCGAACUGUCGCUGGAGGGUCGCCGUGGCGCCGCCGUCGUCGGCUUCGUCUUCGUUGAGGAGCAUCUUAAUGAGCGUGCAAUACUCGCGGACCGCCUCUCCUGCCUUCCCCGGUAGCUGCCGCGCCUUUCGGAGGGCCGCUUUGCCCUUCUUGAUACCUUGAUCGCGAGUCCAGUUGUUCCUCCUCGGGUUGGCGACGCCCUGCAUGAGCGACGCUGGGAUUUGUUUGCUAGGGUCCUCAGGCGGUGGCUGCGUCUCGGCGUGGAUGUCGAGCAGUUGCUGUGGUAGGUCUGGGUACUUGCGGAACAGCCACGUGAGCUUGUCAGAGUUGUCGAGCGCCGAGAAGGGAUUCGGAGGGCCAGACGGCUUGGCAGGGAGAGACGUGGCGGGAGCCUGUUCUGGAGCCUGGGCAGGCUCGAGCUUGGGCUUCGUGUCUGGAGGAUGGUUGUCCUGGUGUAUCUUGUUGCAGGCGACGGAGCAGCUAUUGUGACGCAGUUGAUUGUCAGCGACGACCCGGGGCAUUGCGGAGCGUGUGUGCGGCAAGAUGUCUGAUGCUUGUUAACGACAUGAUCAAUAACGUACUAGGGCAAGUAGCAACGUGGGCACUUGUAUUUGGACACUAUAGUCUCGCAAAUGCCGCACAUUGCCGGACUCUUUUUGACGGUAGCCUUCUCCUGUUCCCCAUUGUUGUCCACGUCGAUGGUCUGCUCGGUCUUUAUCUCGGCG